AAAUUAAACUUGACUGGAAGCUACGGUGUAUUGAAGCUCAUUUCCAAGGAUAACCUUGUGCGGAUUGUGAACUCCCAACUCCAGAAUGGUCUGAAUUUCCAGAACAAGAUUAGUCACAGCAGGAAGAGAGAUUUGAUUGAUAUGGAUCGCAGCCAAGUGGAGGAACCUGAAAUAAAGAGACAAGACAGGCCAAUAACUCCAGAUGUUCAUGAAUCUGAUAAUCAUAACAAGACUCUAACAGUUGAGCCAUGCUCAAGCACCAUCACAAAUCCCAAUAAUAAUCCAGAUCAAACGGUUCGCACUCUAAGGAAACCAAUUAGUGAACGCACUCCAAAUUUAAGAGAGGAAGAGAGAAAGGCAGAGGCAAGGGGCGCAGCUUUCACUGUUUCUUGGAGAAGCAAACACUACACUACCCACGUGGCAUCAACACCACAAAGUGAACUCGUGGUCAACACAGAGGCCAAUCUUGUUACUGGGCACAGCGAUACUUCUCCGAGCAUGUCGCAUGCUCCCUCUCAGACAGACUCGGAUCCGAAAACUGAUGCAAAAGAGGAACCAGGAUUGGAAUUCAGUGCCACCCAGGAUCCCAUGAAUAAAGCUUCAGAUUCUCUUGAUGGUGGUCACAUUCUGAAGCUUCCCCCGAAUCCGGAACGCAGUGGAGGAGGUACAGACAGCAGAGGGACAACUGUGGAUACCUGGCCUGGUCGAGGGCGGCAUGGCCUCGUGUUCCAGGAGAUGGAAGAGGACGAAGAGAAGGCAUGGAGUCCAAAGGAAGGACCUCGAUCAAGAAGAAGACGCAGUUGGAUCUGGAACCAGUUCUUCGUUAUCGAAGAAUACGCUGGGCCAGAACCUGUUCUCAUCGGAAGGCUGCACACUGACAUGGACAGAGGUGAUGGACGCACGAGGUACGUGCUCCGGGGCGAAGGGGCGGGAUCUGUGUUCGUGAUUGACGAGAAGACGGGCAACAUCCAUGUGACCAAGCCUUUGGACAGGGAGGAGAAGGAUGAGUACCGUCUGAUUGCCACGGCAACAGACAGCCAGACGGAGCGUGCCUUGGAGCCCUCUUCCCAGUUCAUCAUCAGGGUGCAGGACAUCAACGACAACCCACCUGUGUUUGAGGAUGGGCCCUACAGCGCCACCGUCCCCGAGAUGGCCAACAUAGGCACGUCCAUUGUCCAGGUGACGGCGACUGACGCGGAUGACCCCACCUAUGGAAACAGCGCUCGGCUGGUCUACACGCUGGUCCAAGGCCAACCACAUUUCUCUGUUGACCCACAAACAGGAAUUUUGCGCACAGCUGUGCCUGACCUGGACAGAGAAACUCAGGAUCAGUACCUCGUGGUGCUCCAGGCUAAAGACAUGGGUGGCCAUCUUGGAGGACUUUCGGGAACCACCACAGUUACUGUGAAACUGACAGACGUCAAUGACAACCCACCACACUUCACACAGAGCACCUGGCUCUUCUCUGUCUCUGAGUUGGCCGUGCCGGGGGCGGAGGUGGGCCGGAUCUCGGCAACAGAUGCUGACCUGGGAGAGAAUGCCAAGCUGGAAUAUACCAUUCUGGAGGGGGAGUCGGGGGACACCUUCAACAUUACCGGAGUGAACCAAGAGGCUAUCAUCAUCCUCAACAAGGCUGUGGACUACGAGAGCCGCAGUUCGUACUCUUUCUCCGUGGAGGUGCUGAACCCCACCGUGGACCCCCGCUUCCUGCGCCGUGGCCCGUUUAAGGACCGUGCCUCUGUUCGAGUUGCAGUGCUGGAUGCUGAUGAGCCGCCAAGGUUCUCACGAGCCCGCUACCGCAUGGACGUGUCUGAGAACUGCCCACCGGCAUGCACGGUGGGCCGGGUCAGUGCCGUGGACCCAGACACCGGACUCAACAACAACAUCAGAUACUCAAUUGAUCCCCAGUCAGAUCCAGAGGCUCUGUUCCGCAUCGCCCCAGACACCGGACUCAUCACUACAGCGAUGGAGCUGGACCGCGAGCACGAGCAAUGGCACAACGUCACCAUCAUUGCCACUCAGAGAGACAACCCCAGCCAAGUAUCCAGGGUGGUGGUUGCUAUCGAGACACUGGAUCUGAAUGACAAUGCCCCGGAACUGGACCGACAGUACAACACGGCCAUGUGUGACUCCGCAUCUGCUGGACAGGUGGUGCAGGUGUUGAGAGCGAUUGAUAGAGACGAGGGAGGCAAUGACAGCACCGUCCAUUUCAACAUUCCUCCAGAGUCCAGCGCCGCACUCAACUUCAGCAUCAGAGAGAGCGGAGGCCCCACCGCGAGCCUGGUGCUGGCCUCGCCCUUGCAGGCGCUCUCUCGCUCCUCCUCUUCCUCCUCCUCCCUCACCCUCCAUGUCCCGCUGAUCCUGAGGGAUGGCUCCUCAGGCCUGACCAGCACCGGGACGGUCACCGUGUCCGUCUGUCCCUGUCUGAAAGGAGGGGCGAGGGCCGGGGAGAAGGAGAAACAGAGCGAUGCAGAAUGGGAGAGGGAGACGGUGUGUCUGCCCCAGCACUCUUCGCUGCCCUCCCCUGGACUCAGCACUGCUGCCCUGCUGGCUAUUUUAGCCUGCGUGGCCACACUUUUGGCUGUCAGUGCUCUCUCUCUGUCCCUGCGCCGCCAAAAAAGGGACUCCCUCUCUCCUCUGGAGGAAGACGAUGUCAGAGAGAACAUCAUAACGUAUGAUGACGAGGGAGGCGGCGAGGCGGACACCGCUGCGUUCGACAUCACAGCGCUCCAGAGCGCCCCCCACAGCGCGCACAGGGGGUACCGCACCCUGGACAGCAGAAAUAUACGUUAUUCCCAGCGUGGCCAGGAUAAGGCACGGACAUACAGCAGCUGGGCCCAGUCAGGGGUGCUGGACAGCGGUCAUCACAGCCAGACGGCUCCCCUGUAUGGCCGCUUGUGUUACAGCAGCCAAACGCUCCCUGUGCUCCGACGCUCACAGGCUCCCUAUGAGCCUGGUCUGGCUGAGCUGGGCUACCGCUUUCCUGGGGGCCAACCAGACCACUCCCUGGUCAUCCAGAACCAGGGGGCAGUGGUGGGACCCCUGGGGCCAGGGGCUUUGUAUGUGGGGCCUGGGGAGGCAGGGAACAGUUCCAGGGAGGGAACAGCAUCGCAGGAUGGUGCCACUGCAUCCGAAGGGGGAACGCCACGGAAAAAUGACGCCAAGGAGGAUUCGAGCAGCGAUGCCCAGCAGAGCCAAGAUCUGGACUGGAGGCAGCAUGAGCACCUGAUUGAAGACGAUAAGAGAGAGCUUGCCACUCCACCCCCCCGUUACCGUCAUUGCUACUGCUCUGCAGCUCGGCCACCAGGAUCUAACAUCAGGUGUAGCGCAGUGGCCUCGCUGCAGAACAGUAGGUGGGGCUCAGGGCUUGGGCACCGUCUUCAUGCCCUCCUGCUGUCUGUAGUGGCCCCUUUCGGUGCACAAGGCUUGGGCGCCAUCAUCAUGCUGUCUCUCAUGGCUGCUGUUGCCCUCAUACCGAUUCGCGUGGCUGUCGUCACCUUCUGGCCAUCUUUCGUGGUCCCCAUUGACAAUGCAGCUGUCAUCAGUGCUCAGACGACAAAGCGUAAGCUCAUCCUGACCCGCUCUGACCCUCCUGCUCCUCCCCGUCCCAAACAGGUGCAGUCGGACUCCACCCCUCGCGAACAGCAGACGCUGGUGCUGACCCGCUCCGGUUCCCUGGCUGCCGUCUCUGGUGUUUCGGGCAGUUGGGCGUGCGACUCGGCCACACUGCCCUCGGCUGGACGGCGAUCGUCACGGGCUGGGAUGUCUCCGAAAAAGAGUGCGGCUGGUUCCGCGGAGUUGGGCGCGGACGGAGCCGCCGGUCGCAAUUACGCAACAGUCCUGCAGGGGGAUCCGCAGAGGGACUACACAGGCAGCCUGGGCCGAGGCGGACUGGAAAUGGGCAGCAACUUUGUGGUGUAUCCGGAGAGCGCCGGAGGGGGCUUCAUAGGGGACUGGCGGGAUAGGGUGGGUUUGGGAGGUUUCGGCCUGGGCAGGCGGGAUAUGACCCCCCAGCUGCUGCCCUAUCCCAGCCAAGGGCCCGAAGCGGCCGCUAGAGCGGCCUCAGCCGGUGGAGGCGCAGGGGGUCACUCUCUUGCCCUGAGGGUGGGCGAGUUCCUGCGGUUGCGCCUGGCCCAGGUGACCUUCGAUCCCACGCAGCCGCCAUACGACUCGGUGCAGGUGUACGGGCUGGAGGGCACGGGGUCUCGGGCUGGCUCGCUCAGCUCCCUGGAAAGCGAGGGGGAAAAAGACGGAGAGAAGGAAGAGUGGGGCGGCGGCCUGGAGGAAUGGGGGCCGCAGUUCCGCAAGCUGGCCCAGCUGUUCCGAGACCGGGAGAAGGAAAAAGACGAGAAGGACGGAGAGAAGGCGCGGAAGCAGAGCACGGAGGAGGAGGAUGAGAAAGAGGAGCAGUCCGGAGACGAGAGGAAGGACAAAGACUGAAAGAGAGAACGAGGGGAAAGUGGGAGAGAGCGAGGUGUAAAGGGCGAGGGGAUGAUUAAACUGCGACGAGAGCGAGAAUAAUGGGAAGAGAAGCGAGGGGAGAAGGAGACGUAGAGGAAAAGUAAUGGGGAGAGACAGAGAAAAACAAGCGUGGGCAAGAGAGGCAGACAGAGACAAAGAGAGAGAGGAGGCUACGGAGAGAGUGAUUGAUGCAAUUUAAAGCAAUAAGUGUUGAAAAGCAGAAGCGUGAGCACAGAAGCUAAAGACACCGAAGGCUCUGUUUCACUUCAGAGUAUUUACCAUUCUUUAAGUGUGCCAGGCAGGGAGGAGAAAAAAAAAUGAUGCUCAUAGUGUCUUAGAUUAGCUUCAGUUCACACAAUGAGAGGAGAGAGAGAGUGAGAGAGAGACCUCGUAUGAGAGAUAUCGAGAUAUUCCAGAUGACUUGGACCUUAAAUUAUGUUUUUGGGGCAACGUGCAAGACAAUACAUCCACCAGGGAGUCUGGGAAGAAAGUAGGCUAACAUAGCACAGGCGAUAAGAAAUACAUAAGGGUGGGAGAUAAAGGUUUGUACAGAAAUUGUUGAUACAUCCACCGAGGAAGGCGGGAAUGAAUUAUUCAGCCCACUGUGUCAUUCCAAACGAAAGGUCUGAAUAUUUCAAUCCUGGAAGAAAAAAAAAAACAAA
Messenger RNA from Colossoma macropomum (tambaqui), 5123 nucleotides. RefSeq names its product cadherin-11 (gene cdh24b). Gene Ontology annotation, cellular component: plasma membrane; catenin complex; adherens junction. The transcript is spliced from 15 exons. Gene Ontology annotation, molecular function: calcium ion binding; cadherin binding. The record is from RefSeq and is a predicted model, not a curated record. Gene Ontology annotation, biological process: homophilic cell-cell adhesion; cell-cell junction assembly; adherens junction organization. NCBI's taxonomy places the organism in Eukaryota, Metazoa, Chordata, Actinopteri, Characiformes, Serrasalmidae. The coding region runs from base 142 to 4440 and encodes 1432 amino acids.